AUGGAGGACAGCAAAUUAAAGCCGGUCGAAUCGGCGCAGUCGCUCGCUGCGACCUUUUCGCCCAUGAAAGAGGUCCUGUUCGUUGCUCUGGUCUGCAUGGGUCAAUUCAUGACCCAAACCAAUAUCGGAAUAUGCUUAUCGCCACUCGAUAUUGUCGGUGAUAGCUUUGGCAUCACUGGCCCAGGCAUUCUGAGCUGGUUCAUGGCCGGAUAUUCCCUCACCGUGGGAACUUUCAUCCUGGUAUCUGGACGAUGCGGCGAUCUUUUUGGAUAUCGUCUCAUGUUCAUCUCCGGCUUCUGUUGGCUUUCACUCUGGUCCCUUGUCGCCGGGCUCAGUGUCUACUCGAAUCAUGUCCUGUUCAUUUUCGCCCGAGUUUUCCAGGGACUCGGUGGUGCAAUGAUGUUGCCCAAUGCACUGGCCCUCCUCGGCGCAACCUAUCAACCAGGGAAGCGAAAGAACAUGAUCUUCGCCAUUUUCGGUGCUACUGCUCCUAACAGCGCCCUGUUAGGAACCGUUUUCGGUGCACUCUUUUCGCAGUUGGCUUGGUGGCCUUGGACAUACUGGUCACAGGCUCUCGUUUCCCUCGCUUGCGCUGGGCUGGGUCUCCUUGUUAUUCCAUCCAUUCACCACGAGACACAUUAUGAGAAAUCCUUUGUCGGUUUGCUCAAGGCUCUCGAUGCACUAGGUGCAGCUUGCGGAAUUGGCGGGCUAGUCCUUGUGAAUGUAGCAUGGAACCAAGCACCUAUCGUCGGAUGGAGCGAGCCCUACGUUUAUGUGAUUCUCAUAAUCGGUAUCAUUUUCAUCGCCGCCUUCUUUUAUGUUGAGUUCCGUGUCGCUGAACACCCGCUCAUCCCAUUCCAUGCUUUCAGCCACGACGUUUCAUUCGUCCUUGGCUGCGUCGCCUGCGGUUGGGGAUCAUUCGGUAUCUGGAUUUUCUACUUCUGGCGAUUCCAAGAGCAGUUCCGCCAUGCGACUCCUCUUCUGGCCUCCGCCGAGUUUGUUCCCGUCGGCCCGAUCGGAAUCAUUGCAUGCGUCGUCACCGGAUGGUUGAUGGGUCGCAUGCGCCCCGGGUGGAUCAUGGUACUUUCGAUGAGUGCAUUCACAUUAGGCAAUGUGUUGAUCGCAAUCGCGCCUGUACAUCAAACUUAUUGGGGGUUGACUUUCGUUUGCCUCUUGGUAAUUCCAUGGGGUAUGGAUAUGUCGUUCCCCGCAGCAAGUCUGAUGCUCUCGAAUUCAGUUGAACGGAAGCACCAAGGUGUCGGCGCAUCCCUCGUGACCACCAUUGUUAACUACAGUGUAUCACUUAGUUUGGGCUUCGCUGGUACAGUUGAAGUUCAUGUCAACAAUGGGGGCACCACACCCGAGGAUAUCUUGAAAGGAUACCGAGGCGCCAUGUAUAUGGCCGUUGGUCUUGGCGGUCUGGGAAUGUUUCUCAGUGCGAUCUACACUUUCAAGGGCUAUCGAGCCGAUAGCCUAUCCAAGGGAGUCGAAGCCGAGGAACCCAAAGAGUAA
This is a messenger RNA of Penicillium brevicompactum, 1512 nucleotides long. Its product is annotated as MFS transporter. The transcript has a single exon. Bases 1 to 1512 code for a protein of 503 amino acids. The record is from RefSeq and is a predicted model, not a curated record. Lineage: Eukaryota; Fungi; Ascomycota; Eurotiomycetes; Eurotiales; Aspergillaceae. Gene Ontology annotation, biological process: transmembrane transport. Gene Ontology annotation, molecular function: transmembrane transporter activity. Gene Ontology annotation, cellular component: membrane.